GGACUGGCGAGAACAUAAAAAAUAGGGUGUAAAAAUCGAAGCGCUGUAUAAUAAAUUUAGGGCAAAAGUAUUGCAAAUAGUUGUGAAAAUAGUUCUUUUAUAAACCGCAUAAAGCGAAUGCAAUAAAUGUAUUUGCAAGUGCUCAAUUAUUUUCCGUUGUUUAUUGUUCGGGCGAAUUGUGGGUGUUCACGCGCAAAGUAAAAUAUAGAAAAAAGAGAAGAGGGGAGAAAAUCGUGAAGCGGAAAAUUUUCGGAUUGUCGGUGGAAAUAGAAAAAGCAAAGGUAGACAAAAGAAAAAUACGAACAAAAGCAAAAAAAAAAAAAAAAAUAGUUUUAGUGUAGAUAAGUGUCAAUUAAUAAAAUAAACAAGCUUUUGGUGAACGGGAAUGCCAUAGUCGUGGCGAUUGAAAUUUAACCAAAAUAAUCUAUUGAUGUGAAUCUCAAAGAGAAUAUUACUACACUUAAGAUGGGCACGAAAGAGCAAACAUCUGGGGAAGUGCCUGCUACUGUGCCUGCCUCGAUGAACACUUCUGACAACAAUGGAAACAUCAACACAACAAAUGACACGCUCCAACAACAGCAACUGCACCAUUUACAUCUUCCAAUAGCAUCUGCACCUCCGCAAGUGAUAAUUGUGCCUACAGGUCCAACGUCAGUCGUAGCCACAAAUGCCGCCAAGAAGAUACGUCGAGCUUUCUCCAUGCCACGGAAUCCCUUCCGGUGGUCGCGCAAAUUUAAAACUUCCACAUCGGCAGCAGACAACGUCAGCAAUGCUGGUGGCAGCAACUCAGCGAUAUCAUCGUGUGUUGGUGGGGGUCGUGGGCGUGCCGGUAGUAUCGUUUCGUUGAGCAGCUACGAAGCCAUUUCUAAGGAUACAAAUGGUGAAAACUGCGGUGGAGUUAGCGGUUCAGAUGAACCUAAAACGGGUGGUAGUAUUCAAAGAGAUACCAUUAGCAAGGCUGUGGAAAAGAAAAUAGUAAAUGGUAAACCAGUUUCCGGUCACAAUGAGAGCAGUAAUGCUGCCGCAAACUCAAAUCGUGUUCUAAGACGCUCAUCAUUCAGGAAAUUUCUAAAUCGUAUUGCACAGCAUGUCAGCACGUCAAUUAAUGUAGGGGCGAAUAAGAAUGCUACUGUAUCCAUGUCUGCAACCGCCGAUCGCGUGCCACCCAUCGGUAACUACCAGUGGCCUGCCGAUCAAACACCUGGCGUCAUGGGGCUCAAGAAUCACGGCAAUACAUGUUUUAUGAACGCAGUGCUGCAGUGUCUCAGUCACACUGACAUACUGGCGGAAUAUUUUGUUUUGGAUCAGUAUAAGGCUGACUUAAAGCGACGCAACAAAAUCAAUUCACGCAAAUUUGGCACUAAAGGAGAGUUAACCGAACAAUUGGCCAAUGUGCUGAAAGCGUUGUGGACAUGCAAGAAUGAGAGCGAUCACAGCACCAGUUUUAAGGCUGUUGUCGAUCGCUAUGGUUCACAAUUUCGUAGCUCAACACAACACGAUGCUCAAGAAUUUCUAUUCUGGCUGCUGGACAAGGUGCACGAGGACCUGAAUACGGCUACGAAGCGACGUUACAAAAGCGUAAAGAACUCUUACGGUCGUCCUGAUGAGAUAAUCGCCGCAGAAACGCUAGCCAAUCACAUUCGCUGCAACAACUCCUUUGUACAAGCGGUGUUCCAGGCACAAUUCCGUUCGUCGCUCACAUGCCCACGUUGUAAAAAACAGUCCAACACUUUCGAUCCGUUCCAUUGCAUUUCGGUGCAACUGCCACAGUUAAUGCAACAAACGAUUUUCGUUACUGUGGUCUAUCUACAACGAGAACCACGCCAAGUAAAGAUCGGUAUUACUGUGCCUACUGGUUCGCCCAUUGUUGCCCUACGCGAUCAAUUGCAAGCUGAUACUGGCAUUCAGGGAAAGCGCAUGGUGCUAGCAGACAUCAACAAAGAAGGUUUUACGCGCGUCUUCUAUGACUCCCAGCCGGUUGCAACGCUGUGUGGCGUUGAAUCGAUUUAUUGUAUAGAGGUACCCGAGAUAAAGAUCGCGACAGUAAAUUCGUCAACGGUAUCAACAACUGCCGUCACCGAAAAGAGCGACACAAUUCGCACCAGCAACAACUCUAAUUCCAACCCCAGUGCGGAAGCAAAUUCUACAUCAACAGAAGCAAGUAAAAUCAAUGCUUCUAGCAAUACUGCCAAUGCAAAUACCAACGCCAAGGUUACGAACACGUCGCCUUCUGCCAGCACUACCGCAGAGCUACUUUUGUUGGUGGCGAAUGUGCGCAAGCGUAAAGUCGUAAAUGAUGGCAACGAGCCAGCGAACGGCAACGGGGUUGUAUAUACGGUGGAACGGUUUGGUAUGCCAUUCAGCUUGCUAACAGCUCGAGAUUGUUCUUAUGCCGAUUUGCAGAAGCGCCUUCUGCGCGAAAUGUCGCCACUGUUAAAACCUGAAGUUUUCUCGUUUGCCCAAUCGCUCCAUGAUAUGUUUCAAAUGCGUCUGCAAGAUCCAUCUGCAGAUCCCGACACAUAUCUACAGAACGUUGAACAUCCACUGCUAACGGAGAUGAUCGAUUUGGCUUUAUCAGUGCUCUCGGCUGAGGCUGGACCGCCACAUAUAAAGUUGUUGCUUGAGUGGCCUGAGCCAGAAGAUUAUUUUGUGGAUCUCAGUGAUAAGGUGGUGGAAGACGAAAGUGUGGCGCGUUUACUCGACGAUCGUAAACUUAAAAUGGCGAAUGACACUUCAGUACUUACUUUAGAGCAAUGUCUUGAGCACUAUACCAAGGCGGAAACAUUGAGUGCCGAGGAUGCUUGGCGCUGCCCGCAUUGUCAGCAAUAUUUGCCGGUUGUGAAGACGCUCGGUUUAUGGUCACUGCCCGACAUAUUGGUCGUGCAUUUCAAGCGAUUUCGCCAGCACCAUGAAAAGGGCGCAAAUGCAGCUAAACUUACCACUAUGGUGAAAUUUCCGCUGAACGCAUUCGAUAUGUCGCCGCAUAUAGUACGCGGCGGGGACGACGAAGAAAGACCGCGCCCAACUCUAAACACUGCUACUGCAAUGGAUAUGGGCUCAUAUUCUCGGCCAAGUCCUUGGAGGAAGACGCGUUCAGGGGAUUCCCGAUCUUCCACACUUAGUUCGCGAGACAACAGGGAGACACGUUACGACUUGUACGCUGUGUGCUACCAUCAGGGUGAUACUCUCGAGACGGGCCACUACACUGCCGCAUGUAAGAACCCCUAUGACCGACAGUGGUACAAAUUUGACGAUCAACGGGUUUCCAAAGUACCCAACGAAUCCAUCGAGGAUGAGAUAAUUAACAAUGAGGCUUAUAUGUUAUUUUACCAGCGUCGUACUGGAGACGUAGCUGAAUGUUCCGGUUCUAGUUCCAAUUCUGGUGAUCACUGGGUAUCACGAAUUGCACCACCACCAAUGGCAGUGGUUGAGAAGAUAAAGGAUUCGGAAGAAAAACUAGUCGAAGAAGAUAUAACUAAUGAUAGAAAAGACGUUGUUGUUGUCGCGACCGCAGCCGCAAUCGAAAGAAUACCAGGAAAGCCCGAAGAAAAAUCAGUCGAUAUACCAAAAUUGAAAGAAGCUAUACAUGAAAAGGACGCAGUUGGAGAAGUAAAAACAGAUGCCUCACCAGUGGUUGUGAAGAAUGAAACGAUUUCAGUCGAUAUCGAAGUAUUCGACUUUGCCGAUGCAAAUUCUGCUGCUGCUAUCGAUGCUGCUGAUGACAGAAAGGAUUCCGUUAUACACACAUUAAAAUCCGAUAGCACAGUAAAAUCCGCUGAAACGUUGCCAUUAAGUAUGACAAAAGACAACGUUGGCGACAAUCAGAUCUUCGUUAUGGACGAAGAUUGCCACAUUGAUGAAAGCCAGUCUCAAGCAACAAUAGUACAACCUGUCAGUAAUGGAGUGUCUGUUGCCAAAUUGCAAUUAUCACCCUUAUCAACUACCAAAGCGUUGUCAGCGACAGUGGCAGUAGUUUCAGUGACACCUUCAAAAACAUCUGCUGGCGGCUCAACAAAUUCAGUAUUAACCAAUGGCUAUGCUACAGAUAACCCAACAUUGCCAAAUCGAAGCUCAAGUAUCGAGCGUCCCGAAAGAACAGGUAAACCGAAAAGUCCCGCCACGUAUGUCAUUCCCAGGCCGACUGUUCCGGCUGGUAUCAAUGGCGACCGCGGACGUAACUCCUCAACUUCUUCCUCCAGUUCUUCGUUGUCAUCACACUCCUCUCCACACUCACUGGCCGUGUCCAUACAUGGUGCUUCGACGUUGCAAAACAAGUUUAACGGCUUCACCACCACUUCGGCCACAGCGAGUAACAACUACAAGGAAGUAUUGCUCUCCAGUAGUCUAAAGAGCAACAGUAGCAGUAUUAUUAGUGCCGCUGUGGCUGCGCAUACAGCACACGAAUUCCACUUGUCACGUCAUCAGCCAUGGAACGGCAGUCGUUCGAGUGUUUCAGCACUGGAGAGUGGAACGCAAGCGAACAGUCAUCAGCAUGUGCAUGGACUUAAUUUAAGACAUUCAUUCUCCACAAGCUCUAAUUGUAAAUUGCGCGAAUGCAGCGAAACGCUGUCGUCGAUGUUGCGCAAUUCGACCAAUACAUGCAGCAAAGACACGCUGAUAUUUAUUGACCAGCAGAAUCAUCACCAUCACCACAGUUUAAUCGAAGAUGACGACGAUUCGUUCAUGGGCAGUCGUUCACUUUGGAUUUCGCCAGUAACGCCACACAAACUCAUAACGGUCUCGCCAAAAAACUGAGAAGUCGCUCUGCCAUGAGCUUUGAGAAUUAUAUAUUACCGUUGAUGAUACAAAUAUACAGAUAUCUGAAUAAGGAUAAGAAAAUUAAAGGUUCAGCAAAAGAGUUCUUUAGUGUUUUCACCAUUGAAUUUAUAUAAAACCCAACUGAACGAUUUACAUAGGAGUAAAUUCUUUUAAAAUUUAAGAGCAUAGUGACCAAAUUUAUAUAAAUUAUAUACGUGUAUGUAUGUAUUUGAUGUGUAUGUAUGCAUGUGGUAUUCUAUAGACACUUGCUGUCUUUAGAGGCAAUAAGUGACGUACAAACAAAUGUCGUAUGAAUGCGACACAUGAUACCCAUUUAGAGGCAGAUAACUGUAAAAUGAAUUAUCGAUAGCAAUUAACAAAUUACCAGUGAAUGUGAUUCGAGUGCGCAGAGAUGUAAAUUAUUGUAAGAAAUACAUGUUAAAUACAGGCUUAAAAAGCUAGAGGAAUGAGUUAUUAGAGGUUGGCAUUUUGAUUGUUGGUACAUUUUACAUUAACUUAUUGGCCAGUACAAGGAGCUGUGCAAAUAAAAUGACAGUUGCUACAUGUGAAUUUAUCUUAAGUGGUAGAUAAGUAGGAGUAAAAUGUGGAAUAUAGUGAAGUCUGUAUUAGCAGGUGCAACCAGACAUGCAUGCUUAGCAUUGGGGAAAUGAAACAUGAUAUACAUAUUUAUGUAAGCACGUGAUCAUGUUAAUUACGUAUGUAAGGGUACAAUUAUAUUUGCAACCAUAACAUUAUUUAGUGCUGUAAGCUAAAUUUAUGGAAAUAUGUUGGAAUUAGUUAUUAUGUAAAGUCGAGUUUAAGACUAUUGAAGCAAUAUCAUUGCGAUACAGUUCACGGAUAUAAAUAAAAUAGAAAUGGUCACUUUGCUUGGUUUGUUUCUAGACCCAACGACAGGCGUAAGAAAAUAUAUUACCUUUUGUUAUUGUAACAGCAUAGAAUACACCCCAAUCAAUUUAACGCAAUUCUAGUGAAAUGACGGCGGCCGCCGUAGCCGCACGGUUUGUGCGUGAGUACCAUUCGGAAUUCAGAGAGAGAACGUAGGUUCGAAUCUCGGUGAAACACCAAAGUUAAGAAAAACAUUUUACUAAAAGCGGUCGCCCCCCGGCAGGCAAUGGCAAGCCUCCGAGUGUAUUUUUGCAAUGAAAAAGCUCCUCAUAAAAAUAUCUGCCGUUCGGAGUCGGCUUGAAACUGUAGGUCCCUCCAUUUGUGGAACAACAUCAAGACACACACCACAAAUAGGAAGAGGAGCUCGGCCAAACACCCAAAAAGGGUGUACGCGCCAAUUAUAUAUAUAUAUAUAUAUAUAUAUGUAUUUAUAUGUAUAUAUAUACUGAAAUGACAGUAUUUGGGGUAAUAUUAAUGUUGGUCGUUCGGUAACUUAGAUUCAGCUGUCAGGGGAAACAAGAAAUGCCUUUCCAUUAGUACGAAGCGUAAGUGCAAACCACGUUGCUUUUGAAUCAAUCUGAAUUAAAUUUUUUUCAGCUUACCUAUGUAUAUUAUUUAAAACGCUUGUCCGUUUUUUGCAUUUUUUUCCUCUGUCCCUCAACUAAGUAUAGGCUCAAUUACAUAUAUCGAAAUGUUUGUGUGCCUACAAGCGUUGAAAAUAAUUUUUUUGAUUUUUGCAUCAUAAUUUAAAUAUUUAAUUAGAGAAAUUAAUAUUCCAGCAAUGAACACUUGCAUAUGUAUGCAUCUGCUCUUAAUACAAACAUACAUUAUUCGGCAGUCACAAUGCAUUUUAUGUGCAACAUAUUUUUAGGUUUUAAUUUGAUAUUCAAAACAACUAAAUUAGCCUCAUUUACUUUAGAUUUUACUCAAAAUGACGCAAAAAUGCAAUAACUGUUUGUACGAACGAAACGAAAUACUGUGUAAUUAUUAUAUUAUAUGUGUAUUAUUAUUGAUACAUACACAUGUCUAUGUAUACGUAACUUAGCACCUUGCAAUAAGCUAAAAACCAAAUGUAAUACUUCAAGUAGAUUUUAAAUUGAAAUCAAAUAUAUAUGAUGAAGCAUAUAAGUAUAUUAAAUAAACAUAAAAAUAUUAAAGACUUUGACUAAAUUUUGUUUAUAACA
This is a messenger RNA of Anastrepha obliqua, 6848 nucleotides long. RefSeq names its product ubiquitin carboxyl-terminal hydrolase 31 (gene Usp15-31). The coding region runs from base 466 to 4755 and encodes 1429 amino acids. NCBI's taxonomy places the organism in Eukaryota, Metazoa, Arthropoda, Insecta, Diptera, Tephritidae. Gene Ontology annotation, molecular function: cysteine-type deubiquitinase activity. Gene Ontology annotation, biological process: protein deubiquitination. The transcript is spliced from 7 exons. The record is from RefSeq and is a predicted model, not a curated record.